Molecule: messenger RNA, 1070 nt
Organism: Dermacentor albipictus
Lineage: Eukaryota; Metazoa; Arthropoda; Arachnida; Ixodida; Ixodidae
Source: RefSeq, a predicted model, not a curated record
CCUCGAAAGGGACAUGUUUCAGACCGUGGAAGUCAGGGACGACCUGAACGCGUUGAAGCAGAAGCACCGGGUGUACCACUACGGCAUCCUGAACAUCAUCGAUGAUCCCACAGCUGUCCAAAACCUCGCAACCGUGAUCGCGCCUACUAUACUCAAGGCAAUGCGGAUGCUGCUGGGUUCAGACAGAGAACGCAGCAAGGUCUUCGUAGGCGUUGGCUACUACUUCUACGAUCACAACAAUGCAUGGACGGACCUGGAAUACACUGCCGAAAACCUCGCAUUGCCUGAGCUGGACGUCCUAGUGAUACUGAGCACCGUCCUGACGAUGCCGAGCCCCGAACGAUGCCUCACGCUGCCCGUCAACGUUUACAAGAGCCGAGACUUGCAUCCACCCACUCUGGACAAGGCCUACCGCAUGGCGACGUCAGUAUUCUCGAAGCCGGAGCUCGUCGUGGCCUUCGCACUGCAGAUGGGCGUCGCCGUUUACAGCUUCGAGAAACGACCCAAAAGCGCCAACAGUGCGCUGUACACACCAUGCACUGGCUUCGGUAUCACGGACUACUCUCAGGCGUGCCAGGUGCCACAGACGGACCUCAACAUCGAGAAGACAGCCAUCGGCCAAGAAUCCGAGCAGCUGUCCCAGCAACUCAAUCAGAGUAGGCUGUUGGCGUAUGACACCCUCCACUACCUUAUCGACAAGGCCAAGAACAUCAUGCGGAGACAAGACGUGCGGGCCAACUUCACGUGGUUGUUGCUCAACGCUGACCUGACGGACAAAACGGGCCAAUGUCUCGGAGCGCCCUUCGAGCGCGUGAAGGGAUUCAGAGAUUUUUAUUACCGGCGAGCACAGAAGCCGAAGGGGUAGCCACACGCGCUGCUGCUGUGUGCUAAUUGCGCAAAAACGCGCAGGUGUCGCACCGUGUUGCGAGCCGUCCUGCAACGUGUCUAUGGGCGGCUUUUUCGUUAGCCCUACGUGGCCAGGUUGAAAAAGAAAAAAGCCUAUAUUUUUAUUCAGUGUCUGUUCCUCUUUGCGGUAGUGCAUGCGAUAAACACAUUGUGGUCAAGCUGUU